UCAUAAUAUUUAUUAGAUAAUUAAGAAAUAAAAAAAUGAUGUGCCUAAUAGUAACAUGUUGUGCUUUAAUUAUUGGCUUCGAAGGGGGCAGUAAUGCAGCACUGGUGAACAGCGCGAACAGUCCUGUUCAGGGAUAUGAUGACGGUGCAGAACAAUCGUCCGCACAACCUGUGAUUCGCCAUCGGGCAGCAUAUGAACACGCUGCUGAUGCGGCAUUAUGCAGCGAAUCAGAUAGCACGGAGACAUCCGGAUGGCAGCGGGCUGACCAGCCGCGCGACCGUCGCAUGAUUGACACAUCCUACAGCCGGCAUAUGUUCGCAGUGCUACCGGAUUUGCGACCCUUGGUCAACUUCACCGGCACUCUGGGCAUGUAUGAAAUUUUCUUACUGGACAUCCAGGAGGAAAUCAGUUUUAUGCGCCGUCCCACACCAGAGUCAGUGGAGCAACAACUCAACGAUAUGUGGAAACCCCAAAUAGAAAGCGCCAAUUAUUCUACAUCGGCCGUACGUGUCGUUAUUACGGACUGGGUGGAGCACUACUGGUUUUCAGCAUCUGGGCAGCCACUUAUCUCGGUAGUCUUUGCCCUGGCCCUGGACGACAGCGUUCUGAACCGUACAAGCAACGGUACCAAGAUGCUACCGGCGAUUGUACCACUCAGCCUGGAAGAGAUGCAAGAUUACUUGGAAAAAGCAGCUGCUGCUGCCGGAGUCAACCAAUACUCACCCGACCGUGGUUGGUCAGCCUAUACGAGUCUGUCGUACAUUGGACCGGUAUUCCACGGCUACACGCUGGCUAUCCGCAAUGUUUCCGCGUUGAUGCAGGUUCACAAAAUUAUGUCUCCCGUCGAGGCUCCAGCGCUCCUACGGGAUUAUUUGCUGGGUUUUCUGAAUUCUUCACAAUGCGCAUCAUCUGGAGACAACGGAACGAGCACCGACCAAAUCGAUAUUAAGUUCGGUUAUCCGUACAUGGCGAUAGUGCACGAUCAGCCGGCAUACAGAUUAUACCGCUUAUACAAUAAUGACCUGGCUGUCGCCUUCAUAAUUACUGUCAACAACAAAGCCUAUCAGGGUCCCUAUCCCUUCACGAAGAUUAAGGAAAACGGAUUAACCGGGGUCAAACUGAUGUUUUUGCAUGGCGACCGCUACCGGAUUGAUCCCUAUUCAACGUUUUAUCCGCUUAAUUUCAUGAUGCCAGAGUUCGUCACGCCGCGCUAUUGGGUCGCCGUUGCUAAACUCGCAGAACGGGCACUUCAGCAGAAAUUAAAAGAAAGUAAUACCACCGCAUCGGUAGCCAAUGAAAUCACAUUUACGGUCAGCGCUCUCAUGGUUUCCGCGCCUCCGGAUGCCGGUGAAAUGGUGCUGUCGGUGCAUGUGACCACUUCCACCCCUCCCGGUGCUUUCCUAAUGAAUGCCGCUCUGCCUUUAUUCGAACGCAUCCAACAAAUAAUCUCCGGACUGCGCCGUGAUAUCCUAUACGCCUCAUAUCAAGAUUUGCUCUCUCUGGAAAGCGGCAAUCUCUGUACACCUACAACGAGAUGCGGAACCUGAGCACCUGUCGCCAUAUUGAUUUUUAUUCCUGCCCUAACACGAGCCGCACCAUGGUUGUGAACGUGGUGCCGGCCGGCAGCGAUGCUUUCGCCAUUACAAAAGGAGUUUGCUCUAACAAUUACCAAAGGCAGAAUAUAAUGAACACAGUCAUAAAAGCCUUCAACACAAUCAACACCGUUAUCAUCGACGACGCCAUCCUUAAUGUGACGUUGAAAUCGUGCACUGAUGGACUUCUUACUAGCAAAAUGACGGAAGCUGUCCGACUGGAACUGGGACUUUUUCUACUGGAGCCUAGAUUGUCUUGGAACAAUUUCGAAAUACCUACUGCUGAUGAACUGAACGCGGCCAUGGCUAGCAGUAACGGAUUCAGAAUGACACUGGACCCGAUAAUCGACACAAGAAACUACAUGUAUUAUGCUAAUGCGAGCGAUACUCACAGUUAAACUGUUAAAAAGACUGUUAAAAGACUGUUAAAAAGCUAAAAAUAUUUUCGGGGUGAUCAAGCAUUCUUGUUUUGAGCCGAGGGC
Messenger RNA from Paramacrobiotus metropolitanus, 2074 nucleotides. RefSeq lists its product as uncharacterized. Lineage: Eukaryota; Metazoa; Tardigrada; Eutardigrada; Parachela; Macrobiotidae. The record is from RefSeq and is a predicted model, not a curated record. The transcript is spliced from 8 exons. Bases 36 to 1547 code for a protein of 503 amino acids.